CGCAGGCGGGGACCGGGAAGUCUCGCUCGCGGGGACCGGCGGCGGGGCGGUGGCGGUAGGGACGGGCCGCGGCGUUCUGGGGCGCCCGUCCUAGCCCCCCCCACUACCACCCCCGCUCUCCCGGCUGGCGGCGACCGGCUACAGCUGCAGCGGGCCCGGGGCGUGCGGCCUGGAUUUUUCUUGACGCCUCGAACAUGAGCCCCACACAGUGGGACUUCCCCGUGGAAUUAUGUUGUCGGCCUAUGGCUUUCGUUACCCUUACGGGCCUGGAUGUAGUUUAUAAUGCUGUUCAUCGAGCUGUCUGGGAUGCUUUCUGUGCCAAUCGGAGGGCUGAUCGGGUGCCAAUUUCUUUCAAGGUGCUCCCAGGUGACCAUGAGUAUCCCAAAUGUAGACCUAAGAGAACUUCAUAUGAAUGGUACAUUCCUAAGGGGAUCUUAAAGACCGGCUGGAUGAAUAAACAUCUGAAUCUGGUGCCCGCCCUGGUGGUUGUGUUCUAUGAGCUGGACUGGGAUGAGCCUCAGUGGAAAGAGAAGCAGUCUGAGUGUGCUACCAGAGUGGAAAUAGUCAGGCAAAGUUUACAAGGGAGAAACACAAAAGUCGCAGUGGUUCUGAUUCAGAAGAAAACUCCUUUGCCCCCAGGAGAAGAUGUCACUGCAUCAGAAAGAGCCGCAGCUUUAUGUAAUGCGUGUGAACUCUCAGGAAAAUCUUUGUUUGUACUGCCCCACACUGACCACCUGGUGGGUUAUAUUAUAAGAUUAGAAAAUGCCUUUUAUGAACAUGCACAGACUUAUUACUACACUGAGAUCAGAAGAGUGAAAUCUCAUAAGGAAUUUUUGAAUAAAACAACACACCAGCUUUUAUUUGUUAGACAUCAGUUCAAAAUAGCUUUCUUCAGUGAGUUGAAACAAGAUACACAAAAUGCUCUGAAGAAUUAUAGGACCGCCUAUAAUCUUGUACAUGAGUUGAGAGCCCAUGAAACUAAUAUUCUGGAAAUAAAGACUAUGGCAGGAUUUAUAAACUACAAGAUCUGUAGGCUGUGUUUUCAGCACAACACCCCAUUGGAUGCAAUUGCUCAGUUCCGAAAACACAUUGACUUGUGUAAGAAAAAAAUCGGAAGUGCAGAGCUGUCUUUUGAGCAUGCUGCAUGGAUGUCUAAACAAUUCCAGGCCUUUGGAGAUUUAUUUGAUGAAGCUAUUAAGUUAGGGUUGACAGCUAUUCAAACUCAGAAUCCCGGUUUCUAUUACCAGCAGGCAGCGUACUAUGCCCAGGAGCGGAAACAGCUUGCAAAAAGCCUCUGUAAUCAUGAAGCUUCUGUAACGUAUCCCAAUCCUGAUCCGUUAGAAACACAAACAGGCGUUCUUGACUUUUAUGGACAAAGGUCAUGGCGACAAGGAAUACUAAGUUUUGAUCUUUCUGAUCCUGAAAAAGAGAAGGUGGGAGUUCUUGCCAUUCAGCUGAAGGAGAGAAGUGUUGUUCACUCUGAAAUGAUAAUAACUCUUCUGAGCAAUGCUGUUGCACAGUUUAAGAAGUAUAAAUGUCCAAGAAUGAAAAGUCACCUAAUGGUUCAAAUGGGAGAGGAAUAUUAUUAUGCAAAGGAUUAUACCAAAGCUUUGAAGUUGCUGGAUUAUGUGAUGUGUGAUUAUCGGAGUGAAGGAUGGUGGACCCUGCUCACGUCCAUACUGACUACAGCUCUGAAAUGCUCCUACCUCAUGGCCCAAUUAAAAGAUUACAUUACUUAUUCCCUAGAACUCCUUGGAAGAGCUUCAACUCUGAAAGAUGACCAGAAAUCUCGGAUAGAAAAGAACCUCAUAAAUGUUUUGAUGAAUGAAAGUCCUGAUCCUGAACCCGACUGUGAUGUCUUAGCUGUAAAGACUGCUCAGAAGCUGUGGUCAGACCGGAUCUCCCUGGCUGGUAGCAAUGUCUUCACCAUAGGGGUGCAGGACUUUGUGCCAUUCGUACAAUGCAAAGCCAAGUUUCAUGCCCCAAGCUUUCAUGUCGAUGUUCCUGUGCGGUUUGAUAUCUACCUGAAGGCUGACUGUCCACAUCCCAUUAGGUUUUCCAAGCUCUGUGUCAGCUUUAAUAAUCAGGAAUAUAACCAGUUCUGUGUAAUCGAAGAAGCAACCAAAGCAAGUGAAGUUUUAGAAAAUUUGACUCAGGGAAAGAUGUGCUUGGUUCCUGGUAAAACAAGAAAGUUUUUAUUUAAAUUCGUUGCAAAAACUGAAGAUGUGGGAAAGAAAAUUGAGAUUACGUCGGUAGAUCUGGUUCUGGGCCAUGAGACAGGAAGAUGCGUGGUUUUAAAUUGGCAAGGAGGAGGAGGGGACGCUGCUUCCUCCCAAGAAGCCUUGCAGGCCUCACGUUCUUUCAAAAGACGGCCCAGGCUCCCUGACAAUGAGCUUCACUGGGACAGCAUAGUCAUUCAGGCAAGCACAAUGAUCAUCUCUAGAGUUCCAAACAUUUCUGUCCAUCUGCGACAUGACCCUCCUGCCCUGACUAAUGAAAUGUAUUGUUUGGUUGUGACUGUUGAGUCCCACGAGAAGACCCAAAUCAGAGAUGUGAAGCUCACCGCUGGUUUAAAACCCGGACAGGAUGCCAAUUUAACUCAGAAAACUCACAUGUCUCUUCAUGGAACAGAACUGUGUGAUGAGUCCUACCCGGCUUUACUCACUGACAUUCCUGUGGGAGACUUACAUCCGGGGGAAAAGCUGGAAAAAAUGUUAUAUGUUCGCUGUGGAACAGUAGGUUCAAGAAUGUUUCUCGUGUAUGUUUCUUACCUGAUCAAUACAACUAUUGAAGACAAAGAAAUUGUUUGCAAGUGUCACAAGGAUGAAACCGUAACUAUAGAAACUGUCUUCCCAUUUGAUGUUGCGGUUAAAUUUGUCUCUACAAAGUUUGAGCACCUGGAAAGGGUCUAUGCAGACAUCCCCUUUCUAUUGAUGACGGACCUUUUAAGUGCCUCUCCCUGGGCCCUCACUAUUGUAUCCAGUGAGCUACAACUUGCUCCUUCUAUGACCCCGGUGGAUCAGCUAGAGUCCCAAGUGGACAAAGUUGUCUUACAGACUGGAGAGAGUGCUAGUGAGUGCUUUUGUCUUCGGUGCCCAUCUGUUGGAAAUGUUGAAGGUGGAGUGGCAACUGGGCAUUAUAUUAUCUCCUGGAAGAGGACCUCAGCCAUGGGAAAUGUCCCUGUCAUCAGUACCGUCAUCACUCUGCCACAUGUGAUCGUAGAAAACAUUCCCCUCCAUGUGAACGCAGAUCUGCCAUCCUUUGGGCGUGUCCGAGAAUCCUUACCUGUCAAGUAUCACCUACAGAACAAGACUAACUUAGUUCAAGAUGUGGAGAUUUCUGUGGAGCCCAGUGAUGCCUUCAUGUUCUCAGGUCUUAAACAGAUUCGAUUACGGAUCCUCCCGGGCACUGAACAGGAAAUGUUAUAUAAUUUCUACCCCCUGAUGGCUGGAUACCAGCAACUGCCAUCUCUCAACGUCAACCUGCUUAGAUUUCCUCACUUCACAAACCAACUGCUCAGGCGUUUUAUACCUACCAGUAUUUUUGUAAAGGUCUUGUACACCCAGCCUAACCCCAGCUCCUGCUAGUACAUUCUUCUCAUUUUCUUCCACAGUAAACCUCUUCCAGGUAGUGCUUAAAUCCAUAAGGAAAAGUUACAGAAAAAUAAACAUUUGUAAGUUUUAACAUAACUAACAUGUCUUUUUCCUUGAAGUUCUCUUUUUUAAAAUUUUAUUUAAAACAGUUAACAUGUAAUGUAUUAUUGGUUUCAGAAGAAGUCAGUGACUCAUCAGUCUUACAUAAUACCCAUUGCUUAUUAUAUCACGUGCCUGCCUUAAUGCCCAUCACCUAGUGAGCUCAACCCCCCACCUUCCCCUCCAGCGACCCUCAGUUUGUUUCCUAUGUUU
This is a messenger RNA of Canis lupus familiaris (dog), 3905 nucleotides long. It is a transcript of the gene TRAPPC11, whose product is annotated as trafficking protein particle complex 11. The transcript is spliced from 30 exons. The record is from RefSeq and is a predicted model, not a curated record. The coding region runs from base 195 to 3587 and encodes 1130 amino acids. NCBI's taxonomy places the organism in Eukaryota, Metazoa, Chordata, Mammalia, Carnivora, Canidae.